AUGUUCAAACGCAGUGGGCGUGGUCACGAACCGGGCGGAAUUGCGGCCACUCCGCUAGGCGCAUGCGCGGUUCGCUGCCCUGCAUGUCCGGAUCUGGACAUGAAUGUGCCGUUCGGCUGGGCCACGAAGCCGUUUCAGUGGCUCUAUAGAGUCAUACUUUCCUUAGACGCCAACUUUCGCCUCAACAAUAAGCUAACCCGGUCCAAAGUCCACGACGAACAUCACGACCCUAACCUCAGCGAAGGUUGCGCUUACAUGCCCCCCAGAAAGGAGUACAACGACUACCUCGACAUGAUGGAAAAGAAGGCCGGCAUAAUCGAGGAACCCAGUGAUUGCUCUCAGUUCGGAGCAUUAGCCUUGGCUAACACGAAGGGAGGGAAGGGGAUGCGAUCGACUGGAGUUGCGGGAUGCUUCUGUGCACGCCAUGAGUUCGUGCAGCCUCUUGGUCUGGCCGUGCUCAGAAAGGGUGAACGUUACAUGACUAUGGAUUGGGUCUUCUGCGGAGCGCUAUCGUUUUUGCGCUGCGUGGAGAUCACUGUCUCCUACGACAUCGCCUGUCAAUGGAGCAAACGGCUUCAUGAGAGACUUCGCGAUAUGGCGCCUGGUUGUAAAGUAUCGCCAGGCGUCACGGAGUUCUUCAAGCACCACGUCAAUGGGACGAUCACUUACGUCGUCCCGAAGUUUCACCUUUACGCUCACAAACUUUUUUGUCAGCUGCGGUAUGCCUUCGGCUGGCUGUUUGGCACUGGCUUGACGGACGGAGAAGCGUGCGAGCGCGCAUGGUCCGGUGCAAAUCCCGCAGCAUCGAGUCUACGUGAGAUGGGGUCGGGAGGCAUGAGCGACACGAUGGAUGACAUGUGCUCCGCUUGGAACUGGAGGAAGCUAUGUGGAAUAGCCGAUCUCCUUUGUGAUCGCAUGGAACGCUGUUUGCGCGAUGCUCUCGUGCAGACCCGUAUCUUUACCGAAUUCACUGAGGCCAUCGAGGCGGAGGAGCCCAAGAGAGUCCAUGAAGCACGGGUCGCCUUGCGGACUUGGGAUCAAGAUCCGGUGAAGAAAAUGGGAACGGCAUGCCCAUACUACAUCGAAGAUACAGCACUGUCAGCACUGGAAAUCGAGCUGCAAACGGCGCAGGUCCAAAGUUUGGCUUCAGACCCAUCUCUACGGCUGGACGCACAAGAAGGCGCUGCAUUGGUGGAUCAUAUCCGACGAGGACUGAAGAUAGAAGACGAUAGAUCGCGCUUCUCCUCCAGGUAUCCUACCAGCGAUGGUACGACUGCGCAGGUCACGGCCAGAACAUAUGCAAUGAAGCAACACGUGCACGAGAUCUUGAGAUUUCGGGAUGAGCAAAAAGACUUAACGCCCAGGGUCUAUGCUUUGCUUACCCCGAAUGAGCGCGAUCCAGAGCCCCAUGAGGCUCUCACAGUGCCGCUCUACCUUCCCUCGAGUCCCCCCGACAACGACAACCCUUCAGGUUCAGACGCUGCGCGUGCGAUAGAGGCGAACUUACGACGGAUAUCCAUGCUCCUAGAGCUGGAACGACUGCGACAUCAUUUGCGCCUCAAAGGUUGUCUGAACCGUGUUAAGAUCGCCAAUGUGACCGGACAGCACAAUAAUACUCGUGCCCGCGAAGCACAGGAUUCCUUGCAAGCGGAAAUCAACGUUGCGGCGGAUUCGUAUAGGAGGCAUCGAAGGGCUUACUUCGCUUUACUCGGGAAGGGCGAUUGGGAAAAGUCGUUACGGAAGUUGAAAACCAAGGACUGUCGCGGAUUGGGGGAUCGUCUCAUCGAGCAGAUCGAGAAUAUGUCCUUGAAGAGUGCCCGGGAGUUCUUGGCAGGGAGGCGUGAAGCCGAUAGCUCCGGAGAGACUCGGUACGAAUUGUCCUGGAUAUGGUUCAAUCGCUCAGAAGAACUGGGUAUGAAGAUCACGGACGAGCUCAUGGUGGAAUGGUGCAAGAGCCGCGCUCGUGCACAGCAUUACGUGCAGGAGAUUUGCCUUCUCGAUGAGGAGAUGCGGCGUGUCACACAGCACAGCGAGAGCAUGGCAAAGAUCUGGGAGAUCAGAAGCAACCCGGAGGAGAGGAUGGAUUUCGGCGACGCACAUGCGUACGCGGUUGACAAAGGCUGGGAGGAUGGCGCGCGAGCGUACGCACUGAAACAGAGUCUGCUUCGUCGUUCGCAGGCCGCAAAGUGGCGAGCGCAGUUCUCUGAGCUGAGAGCAUCUGCUGGGCGCUUUCUCGCACUACACACCGACGAGGGCCUGUCAUUGGAAUCUCCAGAGGCUUAG
This is a messenger RNA of Peniophora sp. CBMAI 1063, 2283 nucleotides long. NCBI's taxonomy places the organism in Eukaryota, Fungi, Basidiomycota, Agaricomycetes, Russulales, Peniophoraceae. The record is from the annotation of a GenBank genome assembly.